UUGAGAGUUGAGACUUGAGACCCCAAAAAUAGUGGAGAAACGACAAUGGAGCCAAUGGCUUCGGGUCUAAUCUCGACCGACCCGAAUCCGCCAAUGACGACGACGGAGCCUCCCUCCGAUUACAAACCCUACACUCUCUUCCAAACCCUAAGCCGCCACACCGGCGCCAUCUCCUGCAUCAAAUUCUCCUCCGACGGCCGCCUCCUCGGCUCCGCCUCCGCCGACAAGACCAUCCGCACCUACUCCCUCGCCUUCUCCGACGACGACUCCCCCACCAUCACCCCCUCCCAGACCUUCGAGGGCCACGACCAAGGCGUCUCCGUCUCCGACCUCGCCUUCUCCGCCGACUCCCGCCUCCUCGUCUCCGCCUCCGACGACAAAACCCUCCGCCUCUGGGACCUCGACUCCGGCCGCCGCCUCCAAACCCUCCGCGGCCACACCAACUACGUCUUCUGCGUCAAUUUCAACCCCCAGGCCAACAUGAUCGUCUCCGGCUCCUUCGACGAAACCGUGCGCAUUUGGGAUGUGAAGACCGGCAAGUGCCUGAAGGUGUUGCCGGCGCAUUCGGAUCCGGUGACGGCGGUUGAUUUCAACCGCGACGGGUCGAUUAUCGUGUCGAGUAGUUAUGAUGGGCUGUGUAGGAUAUGGGAUGCCCACACUGGGCAUUGUAUCAAGACUUUGAUUGAUGAUGAGAAUCCACCUGUUUCCUUUGUCAAGUUUUCGCCCAAUGGCAAGUACAUUCUUGUUGGCACUCUGGAUAAUACUCUGAGGCUCUGGAACUUUCAAACUGGCAAAUGUCUAAAGACAUACACAGGCCACAAGAGUUCAAAAUUCUGCAUUUCUUCCACCUUUUCUGUGACAAAUGGGAAGUAUAUUGUAAGCGGUUCUGAAGAUCAUUGUUUAUACUUGUGGGAUUUGCAAAGCAGGAAAAUAAUUCAAAAAUUGGAAGGUCACACUGAUACUGUUAUAUCAGUUUCUUGUCACCCUAAAAAGAACAUAAUUGCAUCUGGUGCACUGGGAAAUGACAAGACGGUGAAAAUCUGGACUCAGCAGAAGUGAUCAAUUUCAGUGUGCUGUAAAUGUUUGCAAGUCUCAAGGAAAGUCAAGCCGUACUUGGCCUGAAAGUUGAGUAGUGGUCGAAGAUAGUCAGAUAGAUUGUUGUAUAAACAGACCGUGUCCCUGCAAAGGCCAUUGCUAUUAGUUUCUUACCUUCUAACUUAGUUCAGUAACUACCUGGUUGUAUUUUUGAAGAUUGCAUUUUUUAAGUUAUCAGUUUUUAAACUUGAUCCUCUGAAUUAUUAAGCCAUUCUGUUUUAUUU
This is a messenger RNA of Argentina anserina (silverweed cinquefoil), 1319 nucleotides long. Its product is annotated as COMPASS-like H3K4 histone methylase component WDR5A. The record is from RefSeq and is a predicted model, not a curated record. Gene Ontology annotation, biological process: transcription initiation at RNA polymerase II promoter. Gene Ontology annotation, molecular function: RNA polymerase II general transcription initiation factor activity; protein binding. Bases 46 to 1059 code for a protein of 337 amino acids. NCBI's taxonomy places the organism in Eukaryota, Viridiplantae, Streptophyta, Magnoliopsida, Rosales, Rosaceae. The transcript is spliced from 2 exons. Gene Ontology annotation, cellular component: transcription factor TFIID complex.